Molecule: messenger RNA, 4044 nt
Organism: Uloborus diversus
Lineage: Eukaryota; Metazoa; Arthropoda; Arachnida; Araneae; Uloboridae
Product: pyruvate dehydrogenase protein X component, mitochondrial-like
Exons: 1
Coding region: 128-1465 (445 amino acids)
Biological process (GO): pyruvate decarboxylation to acetyl-CoA
Cellular component (GO): mitochondrion; pyruvate dehydrogenase complex
Molecular function (GO): acyltransferase activity
Source: RefSeq, a predicted model, not a curated record
CGGGGUGACCUUUUAAUUUUUCCAGGAAGAUUUAACUUUCUUUAAACAUAGUGAUGUAUUGUAAAUAUGCGAUUUGCAAUUAGAAUUGGGUUUUAGCUUCUCCGAUCAAUUGUUGCUGAAAUUACUGAUGCAAAUGGCCUCAUUGCAGAGGUGUAUUUUUCUUAGUACUCUGUGCAGACGAAUUUUCGUGCCUCGAGCCGGGACAUUGAUGGCGCCAGGCAAUGCUUUUAUUCACUACACUCGCAAUAUUUUGGACAGCUGUAAAAUAGAAAUCAAAAUGCCUUCUUUAUCUCCCACUAUGACAGAAGGUACAAUUGUUAAAUGGUUGAAAAAAGAAGGGGAUUCAAUCUCCCCAGGUGACGUGCUGUGUGAAAUUCAAACCGAUAAAGCAAUAGUUGGCCUGGAAACUGAAGAAGAGGGUGUUUUGAUUAAAAUCUUAGUUCCUGAAGAUACAAAAAAUGUUCCACUCGGUGAGUUGAUCGCUAUUAUUGAAGGAGAAGGCAGUGCAGAUAAUACGGGAGUUUCUGAAGACAUUACACAUUCGUCACCGCAAGAGAUAGCUGUGAAAAAAGAACCAGCUUUGACAAACUCAUCUGUGGAUUCAUCUAAGCUCAUCGGACCUUCUGUAAGAAAGCUUCUUCAAGAUUAUGGUAUCAAGUAUUCAUUGAUUACAGGAUCUGGCCCACAUAACAUCCUGUUGAAAGGUGAUGUGCUGAAUUAUAUCAAGGAUAAAAAUAUAAAGCAAAAGUCGUUUGAAUCUGAAUUGCCAAAGACUCCAGAUGUGACGUUUAUAGAAAAGCAGCAGUAUGUUGACAUUCCUGUUACCUCAAUGAGAAAAACAAUUGCGCGACGACUCACUGAGUCGAAGACUAGUAUACCACAUGCAUAUGCAAGUGUUGACUGCAAAAUUGAUAAUAUAUUGAAAUUUCGGAAACAGUUGAAAGAUGAUGGCAUUAGUGUAUCAAUGAAUGACUUUGUGAUUAAAAGUGCAGCAUCAGCAUUAAGUCAAAUGCCAAGUGUUAAUGUAAUUAAUGUUAAUGAUACUCCAAAAUCUAUGCAGUCAGUAGAUAUUUCAAUUGCUGUUGCCACCGAAAGUGGAUUGAUAACACCUAUAGUUAAAGAUGCUGAUAAAUUAAAUCUUGAGGCCAUCUCGAGUCAAGUAAAAUCUUUAGCUGUGAAGGCUAGAGAAGGAAAGUUAAAGCCAGAAGAAUUUCAAGGAGGAUCCUUCACUAUUUCUAAUCUUGGAAUGUUUGGAAUUUCUGAAUUCAGUGCUGUUAUCAAUCCCCCACAAGGGGCAAUACUUGCAGUUGGAUCCUCAAAAAUUGUGUUUGAGGACUUUGAGCCAAGGCAAAAAAUUAGAGUAACUCUCUCGUAUGAUAGCAGAAUGAUUGAUGAAAGCGAAGCUGGAAAAUUUCUAAAUCGGUUCAGAAUUAAUAUGGAAAAUCCAACUAAUAUUUUAUUGUGAUCUAGAAACCAAUUAUAUAGAUUAUAAAUAAAUAUGUGCAAUAUCAUUUUCAAUCUGUAUUAUAAACAUGUGUAAUUUAUUGGGCUAAAAUACAAUCUUUGCGUAGAGAGUGUGUCCCACAUCUAGACUUAUGCUUGAAGCAUAUUAUAUUAUUUGGGAGGGAGAGAGUAAUAAUACUAUUUCUUUAUGUUGAUUGUUGUGUAUGUCGUAUGCUGGAAUUGGCGUUCUGGCUAUGCACCUGAAUUCCGGUAUUUUUUCUCAUGUUAACACCGGAACCAUCUCGGAAUAAAACUUUUACUGUUUUUAGUUUUAUUUAAAUUUUUUUGCAAUUCUGCCAAUCAAUAAUAGUAUUUAUCAUGCUGGCUAACUGGUUAAAAUAAAACUCGAAAUUUAUUUUUUGCAAUUAAAAUGUUUUAUUUGCCUUUUUUAAAAAAAAUUCUGGUGCCUAACUUUAUUUUGAAAUUUUGCGAUCUGUUUUCAUUCGUUAUUUGUGUGUUACUUUAUUUUUAUUGAAAUCAGAAACUGAAAAGUUUAAAAUGAAAUUAUGUGUUCUUUUAGAGUAUCAAAUGGCAAAAAGUGGCAUUAAAUCUACGAGCGGCAACUUUCAACAACCACUUUAAACCUAUUUUUUAAAAACUAAAAUGUUGUAUAGUAAAUUUGUGAUCUGUUUGGUAUCCUUCAGAGUCUUACUUUUUUUCCUAAAUGAAAUCGCUUUCAAGUGGGCCCAUAAAACAGAAGUAGAUGGAACAGUAGAGCUUCAUUAUAUUACAUGAAUUAGUGGACAUAUUUUGUAUCUGCUUUCUGUUAUAACCACGUCAAACUAAAAAAAUUUUAACAGUGUAACUUAAUCCUCACUACUAUAAUGCAGUACAAUGCUUAUAUGGGGCUGAAAUCACAUUUAAAAAGAGAAGGGAUGCUUCCCACCAAGUUUUAUGUAUGGAUACAAGACAUCAGUUUCGUGGAGGGAUUUUUUGUAUCCCUACAUUCCAUAACGUUUUGUUCAAAUAUCUCAUUCCCCCCCCCCCCCCCCCACAGAGUUCUUAACAAUUGUGCACUUUGAUUAAUUUUCUAUCAGUGAGAACCUCCAUCCCAGACUACUUUGACAGUGAGUAUCCUGCCAUUCCUGUUGUGAAUUUUAUUGAAAUUUAAGUCAGGUCACACGAGGUGCCAUGUUAGCCUAGUCCGAAAGUAGGGGCCUGGUUUGAACUCGCUGUAGUAUAAGUUUUUUUGAAGUGAGGGGGCGGCAGCCAAGCUGACAAGUAGUAUACCUCAAAACUCCAAUUCUUAAUUGGUAGCUAAUGGCUACUAAAAUCCCUCAAAAUAGUAGUCAAAUUUCAAAAAAUGGUAGCCAAACUAGAGUUCAAUAUUGCAAAAACUCUAGCUAAAGUGAGGUGAAAAAAUACCUUGGAAAUGGUUAACAAUACCUCCCCUCCUUUCUCUUACCCCAUAUUUGCCAAUGUUUGAAAAUGGUCGUAAGUAAAACUUUUCCGUGCGCACCAUUAUCUCAGCGUAUAAAAACUUGCUCAAAUUUAAUUAAAAACAGAUAGAAUUAAGAAUGUCAAAAUAUGAGUGCAAAAUGUUAAUUAGUUACAGUGGACCACACAACAUGGGAGAAAUAGUUGAGCAUAUUUUAAAAUUUUGUAAAUUUCAGGCCAUUAAAAAAACUAAAUGUAAGAGCUGUAUCUUAAAAUAAAAAAAAAAAAAAAAAAGUUGCAAACUUCAAAAUUUUCAUGAAUUAAUUCAUAAAAAUUAUAAAACAUUCUUUUAGCUGAUACUUAAAAACAUUUUUUUUUUUAUACAUGUCAUGCACAAUAUUAGCGUUUUGCUUUAACUCUGCAGCAAUCUUUUAGCAUCUGCUUUCGUUUUGCGAUAUUUCUAAUUAUUUCUUCAAUAGUAUCCAAUAUAUAGCAUAUUGAGCAAAAAUACAAAGGUAUUUUUUAGAAUAAAUAUGUUUUUAUGUGAUUGCAUCGCUCGGCAUCCGUACAAUGCAUAAUAUUAAGGCAGAAUGUAUUAUCCGCAAAUUUUAUGUUAAAAAAAAUUGUUUAGGCAAAUAAUCACAAUUUGGAUUAUAGACCAAAAGAAAUAAGCAUGGAAUGUAAAAUUUCUUUCUUUAUUUGUAUCUUAAAUUUCUAGGUUUUUACAUGAAAAAUUAUUAAGGAGGAUUGUCCCCUCUUCCAAAUUAUUCGAGGAGUGGUGUUUUGGAAAAAUCCAGCACUGUUUGAGAAUUGACAAUUAGGAAAAACAUCCCGAGCAAGUUUAGUAAAAAUUUUUGAAGGGCCCCUCCCAAAAUGCCCUCUCAUAGAAACUCAGUAUGGAGAUCAGAUAGCAUACCUUUUCCUGAAACAAAGAGCUUGGAAUGCAAAGGUAGAAUAUUUAGAAACAUUUGUAUGCACAAUGCUAUGUAGAACUAGUACUUCUUGAAAGAAAGAUAAUACGAAUUUUAAAUGCAUUGUUUUGGGAAAACAUAUGACGUGCUAGCAUCAGCAUUUUACCUGUGUCAGACACAAGAGGUCAUUAGUCACAUUUUGUGAACAAAAGUUUUGAUUCCACACCUAGAUUUCCAACCCUUAGCAAUAACU